UUCUGCACAAGCAUGAAAUAAAGCUAAACUAUUGAGAAGUCAUUUCGGAAAGGCUCAAAAUCUGUAACUUCAGCCGUGUGUUACGAUGUAACUUCAUGCGUUUUACAGCAUAAAUACAUGCAUGUUACAGCGUAAUUUCAUGCGCGUUGAGUGCAGUUAUAUGCAUUACAGUGUAGUUGCAUGCGUGUUAGCAGGGCCGGCUCUAGGCAUAGGCGAACUAGGCGGCCGCCUAGGGCGCCAUCUGGUGGAGGGGGCGCCGCGGCCGCCAGUCACCCGUUCGCCUCGUAAAUCAGCCCCGCCCACUCCACAUCCACAUUUAGAAUUCGGCGGCGCUGAUAUGGGUGUAUAAAGACAAUACAAAGAGAAUUCACGGAGUAGCGCCACGGCCGCGCCAAUCAGCGCCGCCACUUUCUGUUUUCAAAUUUUUUCGGCGAAUUCCGGUGGCAAAACCGGAAGUGACGCCGUCACUGCGUGUAGCGGAGAUUACGAAUUUUGUGUUCGCUUUCCCCUAAAGGGAAAAUAAAAAAAUAAAUAAAUGAAUAGAACUUAAAAAAUGAAUGCCUAUUGUCGCCCCCCCCCUUUCGUGUGUUGUGUCUUUAAAAAUAAUAAAUAUCAACAAAUGACGUUCAUCAAUUGUCUGUUAAGUCACGUGACGGAUCGGAGGACCGAGAUCGGAGUUGAAAGUAAACAGAUAAACAGAAAAACCGGUCGGACAGUGUUUUGUUGAAAGAUGAAGAGGCCUUCUAAGCCCUCAGGUGCACAAAACAGGAAGAAAAGAAAAGCGGAGGAUGAGAAGAAAUCACGCUAUAAAGGUGAGAUUAUGCCGUCAUUUUUUUUUUCUGGCUCGUUAGCUGGAUUGUUAACCCCGCUCAGACCGGCCCGCCGGCGGGCCGGUCAACUUCUCACGAUGCAUUUAUCAAUUAUUUUGCAUAUUCCACAGACGUACUAUGUACCGUUAGAAAGCUGAUAUUCUCAUGAAUCCGCUGGUAUAAACCACUUUCAGAUGUGAUCUACUCUAUGUCUGUCUAGAUGCACUUAAAAAAUAUCUACAGACGCCCCAAACAGCUGCUGGAGAGGGCUCAUCUGAGCAGACAUCCACACAGACACCACUCUCUGAAGCAUGUAAGCGGCCAGUUGUUGUCCCUGACACAAUUCUGUGUUGUUGUUGUUGUGUUUUGUUACUGAAUGCUACAACCUGGAAAGGAAUUACAGUAAUUGUAAUCAUUACAGACUUAAAAUAAAGUUUAUUUAUUAAAUGAAACAGAAGGACACAAUAAACUUUAUGCAGUGGUGUGACAGUAUGGAUGUACUCUGUUUGAAUACAGCUACAAGUCAAGCAUCAUGCAGCAGCAGCAGCAUGAUCACAACCACUUCUGAAAGUCAGCAUGAAGAAGGUGGUACAAGCACACAGCCCGAGGACACCCUGACCCCGUCAACACAUCCAGAAUUACAUGAUGAGUCUCUCAAGGCAGCACCUCUAGACCCUGGUGACUGGCCAUCGUUGUCUGAUACGGCGAGGGUGGAGUUAGUCCACAGAGGGCCAUAUCAGAUAUCAUCUGACUUUGAUUUUCCUAAAAGAGAAGAUGGGAGAAGUUGUCAUCACCACCACUUCCAUAGACAAUUAAUCAAUGGAGAAAGGAUAAGAAGAAGUUGGCUGGUUUAUUCCAUUAAGAACAAUAGUUUAUACUGCUUCUGUUGCAAGCUGUUCUCACAGAAGACAUUUAAACUCAUCGGUGAUGGACUAAGUGAUUGGAAAAACUGCAACGAACUUCUAAAAAGUCAUGAGAACAGUCCAGAACAUUGGAAGCACAUGCAGUCAUGGAAAGAACUUGAAAGUCGUCUUGACAAGGGCCUAACAAUAGACAGAGCUGAGAUGACACUAAUAGAGGCUCAAAGGAGGAGGUGGCGUGAAAUCCUGACCAGGGUGGUGGCCAUCAUACAGUCACUGGCAGAGAGAAACCUCGCACUCAGGGGAACAACGGACAAACUUUAUGAACCAAAUAAUGGCAACUUCUUGAAAGAAGUUGAGCUCAUGGCCAAGUUUGACCCUGUGUUAAAGCAGCAUGUUGCUGAUGUGCAAACACGUCUUCUCCAUACAUCCUACUUAGGGAAAAAUGUUCAAAAUGAACUCAUUGAAUGCAUUGGUGGAAAGAUUGCAGAGGCAAUGGUCGAAGAAAUUCGACAAAACAAAUACUAUUCAAUAAUUUUGGAUUGCACCCCAGAUUUGAGCCAUAAAGAGCAGCUCUCAGUCAUCAUUCGACAUGUUGCAGUUGAGGACACCCCACAAAUCAAAGAAUACUUUAUGGGGUUCCUUGAGGCAGAGGACUCCACUGGAGAAGGCCUUUCAACCCUCAUUCUCAACAGACUGGAGGAGCUCAGCAUCCCAUUUGAAGACUGCAGAGGGCAGUCUUAUGAUAAUGGAGCAAAUAUGAAGGGGAAGAAGAAAGGAGUCCAAGCCAGACUCCUGGAAAAAAACCCAAGGGCUUUAUUUGUGCCAUGCGGAGCACACACCGUGAAUCUGGUGAUCGCUGAUGCAGCAAAAAGCUCUACUGAUGCCACUUCCUACUUUGGUUACCUGCAAAAGCUGUUCACACUGUUUUCUGCCUCCACUCAGCGAUGGUCCAUCUUAACAAAACAUGUGACCACAACGCUGAAAUCCUGGUCAGAUACAAGAUGGGAGAGUCGGAUCAUGAGUGUACAGGCUGUGAGAUACCAGGCUGCAGAAGUCAGAGAUGCACUUCUAGAAGUUAGGGACAACGCCACAGACCCACAGAUAAAAAUUGAAGCACAAUCUCUCGCUGAAGAGGUUGGAUCUUACAGAUUCUCAAUCUGUACUGUGGUCUGGCAUGACAUCCUGACUAACGUUCAUCAUGUCAGCAAACUACUGCAGUCAGAAACGAUGCAAAUGGAUGUUGCAGUUGACCUUCUGAAGAAAACUGAAGCUUCCCUUGUAGCCUACAGAGAGAGCGGCUUUGCUUCUGCACAAGUGUCUGCCAAAGAGAUGUGUGACAACAUGAAUGUGGAGGCUGCUCUGAAGCAGAAGAGACUGCGAAGAACUAAGAGACAGUUCUCCUAUGAGGAUCCUGAAGAGGAAAUGACAGACGCACUGAAGAAAAUGGAAAUUUCCUUUUUCAAUGUGGUGGUGGAUGUUGCCAUUGUGUCACUGCAGGAAAGAUUCCAGACAUUAGGUGAAGUUGAGAAGAAGUUUGGUGUGCUGGUCAACUUUCCUGACCUGACCAAUGAAGAACUAAGGAACCACUGUGAAACACUCAGCAACACCCUGAGCUGCAAUGGACAGUCGGACCUGGACUGGAAGGAACUGGCUCAGGAGUUGCAGAGUUUCCCAGACUUAAAAGGCAAAAUGACAACCCUUGAACUCCUCAGCUUCCUACAGGAGAAGAAACUGCAGGAAGUUUACCCUAAUGUGUGGGUGGCCCUGAGGAUCGCUGUCACCAUUCCUGUGACAGUUGCUGCUGCAGAGAGGAGCUUCUCCAAAUUAAAGCUCAUCAAAACAUACCUGCGAUCAACCAUGUCUCAGGAGCGGCUGAAUGGACUCGCACUGAUGAGCAUCAACCGCUGCCGGUGCUCGGAGUCGGAGCUGUCCUUCCUGCAGGAGCCCAGCGACGUGAUCGCGGUCCGGGACCGGCCGCUCAUGCUGCACUGCCAGGUCCGCGGCGAGGAGCCGGUGGCCAUCAGCUGGAGGAAGAACGGCGCGCCGCUGGCCGCCGGCGGCCGAAUCCGGGUCCUGCUCAACGGCACGCUGCUCAUCGGCAGCUUCCAGAAGCGCCGGGACGGCGGCGACGGCGACGUGGGGGAGUACGACUGCGCCGCCCAGAACCGCUACGGCAUGCUGGUCAGCCGCAAGGCCAAGGUCGCCCUGGCCUCUCUACCGAAGUUCUACACACACCCGGCGUCCAUGAGCGUGGACGAGGGAGGCGUGGCUCGCUUCCAGUGUCAGAUCAACGGCGUCCCUGAGGCGCAGAUCACCUGGGAGCGAGACAGACAGCCGCUGGACACCGGAGACAGCAGGUACACCCUCCUGCCCAUGGGCGUCCUCCAGGUGACGGGCGUGAGGCAGGCGGACGCCGGCGUCUUCCGCUGCGUCGCCACCAACAUCGCCAACACGCGCUACAGCCACGAGGCCACGCUCAACAUCACCGGUGGAGCCGCCAGGAGCUACAAGGAGCCCGUCAUCUUAUCGGGACCGCAGAAUCUGACCAUCACCGUCCAUCAGACCGCCAUCCUGGAGUGCAUCGCCACCGGCAAUCCCAAGCCCAUUGUGUCCUGGAGCCGACUGGACGGGCGCUCCAUCGGGGUGGAGGGCAUCCAGGUGCUGGGGACGGGGAACCUGAUGAUCUCCGACGUGUCGCUGCAGCACUCCGGGGUCUACGUGUGCUCCGCCAACCGGCCCGGGACCAGGAUGAGGCGCACGGCGCUGGGCCGCCUGGUGGUGCAGGCUCCUCCAGAGUUCCUGCAGUGGCCUCAGUCCGUGUCCAAGACGGCGGGCGGCAGUGCCGUGUUCACCUGCGUGGCUCAGGGAGUCCCGGAGCCUCACCUGAUCUGGCUGAAGAACGGCAAGGUCCUGAUGCCCGGCCACAACGUCAAGCUGACCAACAACAACAGCACCCUGGCUCUGACCCGGAUCAGCGCCGAGGACGAGGCCAUCUACCAGUGCAUCGCCGAGAACAGCGCCGGGACCAACCAGGCCAGCGCCCGCCUGGCCGUGGCCCAGGCCAAAGACCUCCCCGAGGCCCCCGAGGGCCUGGCGGCCUCCGCCCAGUCCACCACCACCCUGCAGAUCACCUGGAGCCAGCCCCCACCCAACGUCACCGAGAACAUCAUCGGAUACGUCCUGCACAUCCGCAGGAUCGGAGAGCCUGACAGUCUGGAGCUGCAGGAAGCCAUCAGUAAAGGCACGUUUCGUCACGAUGUGACCAACCUGGAAGCGGCCACCACCUACUCCCUGUACCUGAAGGCCUACUCUCCGCUGGGAGCCAGCCAGCAGUCGCACACCGUGGUGGCCACAACGCUCGGCGGAGUGCCGAAGGCCCCCACCUACUUCACCAAGGUGCUGAACAGCAGCGCGGUGCAGGUCCUCUGGGAGCUGCCCGGUAAGCCCGGCAAGGCGGAGGGCUUCCGGCUGUCCUACCGGAGGGUUCCCCAGCCCGAGUACCAGGGGCCGGUCCAGCUGCCCAGCCACGUCAACGCACACACCCUCAGCAACCUGGAGUCUGGAGCGGUGUACGAGGUGAAGCUGGUGGCUUACAACGGAAAUGGAGAGAGCGACUGUUCCAAGAGGCUGGUGUCCCUGGCAGAGGACGGACCGGGCGGACAGUCCAACGGAGGAAGCAGCUUGUGUCAGUGCACGGAGGGCGGGGCGUCUCUGGGCAGCAUCGUCAUCGGGAUCCACAUCGGCACCGCCUGCAUCAUCUUCUGCGUCCUCUUCCUGAUGUUCGGAUACCGCCGCAGCACACUCUGCUGUAAAGGAACCCAGGACAGCUGGUUCGUACCGAGGACCAACACGGAACUCAACGGCAUCCCAAAGGAAGGAGCCACCCACCUCCAGAUGGAGCCGGUGUCUCAGCAGGUGGUCCGUCCGGCUCAGUGCCAGGUGGUCAUCGAGCAGCAUUCGGCAGAUUUACCUGGCACGGGCACUGGAUAA
Molecule: messenger RNA, 5662 nt
Organism: Salarias fasciatus (jewelled blenny)
Lineage: Eukaryota; Metazoa; Chordata; Actinopteri; Blenniiformes; Blenniidae
Exons: 15
Coding region: 1256-5662 (1468 amino acids)
Molecular function (GO): protein dimerization activity
Source: RefSeq, a predicted model, not a curated record